CGGACAAGCUCUCCCUCUUUCCCUCGCCCUCGCCUCAUCUUCUCUGAGAGGAGCCGCGAGAACAUCUUGACAGCGACGGACGCUUUCCCUGUCCGCAAACUUUCCCCCCCACCCUUGAUGGAUCCGCUGGCCGCAGGCAGGAAUGUUGACCCCGGGUCUCCCCGGGAGGAGGAAGGAGCCCGCGUGGUCGACGGCGAGAAGGCGUGAGGACCCCAAUGGAGCCGGGAUGCGCGUCUUCUCGGGAAGGGUGACGGUCGCCGCGGUCUUGCCUCGCCGGGGUCAGCAGAAGACAAACGCCACACAGCUAAAGCAGGAUUAGCCGUCCCGAGCGAGUUUCAAUGCUCUUCCACGUUCUAAGAUGAAGUUAUGGAAAAGUGCUACUUUUGCCCUUGUGCUCUGUGGCGCCGCCCUGUCUGUCAUCCUCAUUAAAAACACGGCCACCAUCGUGGGACCGCCUAAAGCAAAGACCAAACACACCUCAUCAUCAUCAUCAUCAUCAUCAUCCUCGUCCUUCACCUGGUACACUUCCACCUCACCAUCAGAAACCUCAUCGCCAUCAUCUCCGCCCAGCCGGAGUGUCGGCCUCCGCCGGCGACCGCGCUCGGCAGACAUGAGCUCCCUCCUCUCAGAGUUGUCCAUGAUGUUCCAGAGCUUCACGGAAGGUGAACUUCAGCACAUGGUUGGGACCCUGAUGGACAGGAAGCAGCGGAAGAACCGGAGCCAAAGCCAGACCAGAAGGACUAAAAGAGCUCGGCGGGCCAAGCCCUGCUCCCUGAGAGAACUGGAGCUGACAGUGAGCGAGCUGGGCCUGGGCUACGACAGCGACGAGACGGUGGUGCUGCGCUACUGCAGCGGCAAGUGCUCGGCGCAGCGGCGCAACUACGACAUCACCAUGGAGCACAUGAUGCGGACAGGCUUCAAGAAGAGGGGCCGCAGGGACAAGGUCGGCAACGGACCGUGCUGCCGGCCCACGGCUUUCGAGAAGGACUUUUCCUUCCUGGACAACCGGAGCCGCUACCACAGUAUACAGAACAUCUCGGCCAAGAACUGCGGCUGCGUAUGACCCACGGAGGAGGGGGGUGGGUGGAUGGGGUCGGACUCCAGAUCAGGAAUAUGUUGGACCCGGACCAACUCCACGUGGGGAUGAAUCAGAAGGAUUUGGCAGAGAGUGACUGUUCUUUUUCUAUCUGUGUAGUAACACUGUAAACACAGCAAUGUAGCAACAUGGCGUGUUCUUCUGGGUCACGGGACCGGGUGACUAAGACCUGGUGAGUCAUGGCAGCCCAGCUCAAGACUAAAACUUCAGCGUUUCACAUCUCAACCCAAAUAUGUUUGAACGUUCUUCCGACUGGAAUGCGGUUGACACGGGAAAUUCAGACAACACGCCGGUCCUAUGGUACUGAUCACUACUUUCCCCCCUGGCUUAUUAUUCUUCAUCACACCAAGAAUCUUAGGGAUUUUUACGGCUACUUAUCGGCACUUUAAAGUUAAAGUUAAAAUACCAAAGAUAGUCGCACACACACUAGGUGUGGUGAGAUUAUCCUCCGCAUUUGACCCAUCCCCUUGUUCCACCCACUGAGAGGUGAGGGGAGCAGUGAGCAGUAGCGGUGGCCGCGCCCUGGACUCAUUUUGGUGAUUUAACCCCCGAAUUCCAACCCCUUGAUGCUGAGUGCCAAGCUGAGAGGUUAUGGGCCCCAUUUUUAUUCGUGUCAGGAAAAAAAACUGCUUUAAUUCAUCUCUUAAAUAUCGGGGUUGAUAGUCUCUUCUCAAGUAUAGAGCUAUCACUUUUUCAGGGAGGUAAUGGGUCCCAUUUUUUAUAGUGUUUGGUAUGAACUCCCGACCUACCGAUAUCAGGGCAGACACUAACCACAAAAAAAGAUCUUCGCGUUUAAGUGUCUGGAAAACAACUGCUUUAAAUCAUCACUUAAAUAUUGGGGUUGAUAGUCUUUUCUCAAGUAUGGAGCUAUCACUUUUUCAGGGAGGUAUUAGGUCCCAUUUUUUUAUAGUCUUUGGUAUGAACUCACGACCUACCGAUAUCAGGGCGGACACUCUAAAGACAAAAAAAGAUCUUCGCGUUUAAGUGUCUGGAAAACAACUGCUUUAAAUCAUCACUUAAAUAUUGGCGUUGAUAGUCUUUUCUCAAGUAUAGAGCUAUCACUUUUCCAGGGAGGUAAUGGGUCCCAUUUUUUAUAGUCUUUGGUAUGAACUCACGACCUACCGGUAUCAGGGCAGACACUCUAACCUUAAAAGGAGAUGUUGGCGUUUAAGUGUCUGGAAAACAACUGCUUUAAAUCAUCACUUAAAUAUUGGAGUUGAUAGUCUUUUCUCAAGUAUAGAGCUAUCACUUUUUCAGGGAAGUAUUGGGUCCCAUUUUUUAUAGUGUUUGGUAUGAACUCACGGCCGACCGAUAUCAGGGCAGACACUCUAACCACAAAAAGAGAUCUUCUCGUUUAAGUGUCUGGAAAACAACUGCUUUAAAUCAUCACUUAAAUAUUGGGGUUGAUAGUUUUUUCUCAAGUAUGGAGCUAUCACUUUUUCAGGGAGGUAUUAAGUCCCGUUUUUUAUAGUCUUUGUUAUGAACUCACGACCUACCGAUAUCAUGGCAGACACUCUAACAAUAAAAGGAGAUGUUCGCGUGUAAGUGUCUGGAAAACAACUGUUUUAAACACUUAAAUAUUGGCGUUGAUAGUCUCUUCUCAAGUAUAGAGCUAUCACUUUUUCAGGGAGGUAAUGGGUCCCAUUUUUUAUAGUCUUUGGUAUGAACUCACGACCUACCGAUAUCAGGGCAGACACUCUAACCACAAAAAGAGAUCUUCGUGUUUAAGUGUCUGGAAAACAACUGCUUUAAAUCAUCACUUAAAUAUUGGGGUUGAUAGUCUCUUCUCAAGUAUAGGUCUAUCAGUUUUCCAGGGAGGUAAUGGGUCCCAUUUUUUAUAGUCUUUGGUAUGAACUCACGACCUAACCGAUCUCAGGGCGGACACUCUAACCACAAAAGAAGAUGUUUGCGUCUAAGUGUCUGCUUUAAGUCAUAACUUAAAUGUUGGUGUUGAUAGUCUCUUCUCAAGUAUAGAGCUAUCACUUUUUCAGGGAGGUAAUGGGUCCCAUUUUUUAUAGUCAAUCAAUCAAUCAAUGUUUAUUUAUACAGCCCCAAAUCACAAAUGUCUUAAAGGACUGCACAAAUCAUUACGACUACAACAUCCUCGGAAGAACCCACAAAAAGAGAUCUUCGCGUUUAAGUGUCUGGAAAACAACGGCUUUAAAUCAUCACUUAAAUAUUGGGGUUGAUAGUCUUUUCUCAAGUAUAGAGCUAUCACUUUUUCAGGGAGGUAUUUUGUCCCAUUUUUUAUAGUCUUUGGUAUGAACUCACGACCUACCGAUAUCAGGGCAGACACUCUAACAAUAAAAGGAGAUGUUCGCGUGUAAGUGUCUGGAAAGCAACUGUUUUAAUCACUUAAAUAUUGGCGUUGAUAGUCUCUUCUCAAGUAUAGGGCUAUCACUUUUCCAGGGAGGUAAUGGGUCCCAUUUUUUAUAGUCUUUGGUAUGAACUCACGACCUACCGGUAUCAGAGCAGACACUCUAACCACAAAAAGAGAUAUUUGCGUUUAAGUGUCUGGAAAACAACUGAUUUAAUCACUUAAAUAUUGGCGUUGAUAGUCUCUUCUCAAGUAUAGGGCUAUCACUUUUCCAGGGAGGUAAUAGGUCCCAUUUUUUAUAGUCUUUGGUAUGAACUCACGACCUACCGAUAUCAGGGCAGACACUCUAACCACAAAAAGAGAUCUUCGCGUUUAAGUGUCUGGAAAACAAUUGCUUUAAAUCAUCACUUAAAUAUUGGGGUUAAUAGUCUCUUCUCAAGUAUAGGGCAAUCACUUUUUCCAGGGAGGUAAUAGGUCCCCUUUUUUAUAGUCUUUGGUAUGAACUCACGACCUACCGAUAUCAGGGCAGACCGUCUAACCACAAAAGGAGAUGUUCGCGUGUAAGUGUCUGGAAAACAACUGCUUUAAAUCAUCACUUAAAUAUUGGGGUUGAUAGUCUCUUCUCAAGUAUAGGGCAAUCACUUUUUCCAGGGAGGUAAUAGGUCCCAUUUUUUACAGUCUUUGGUAUGAACUCACGACCUACCGAUAUCAGGGCAGACCGUCUAACCACAAAAGGAGAUGUUCGCGUGUAAGUGUUUGGAAAACAACUGCUUUAAGUCAUAACUUAAAUGUCGGCGUUGAGCUACACAAGUAGUCUAUUCUCAAGGAUAGGGCUAUCACUUUUGCAGGGAGGUAACAGGUCGGUUGGUAGAGCGGCCGUGCCAGCAACUUGAGGGUUGCAGGUUCGAUUCCCGCUUCCGCCAUCCUAGUCACUGCCCCUGUGUCCUUGGGCAAGACACUUUACCCACCUGCUCCCAGUGUCACCCACACUGGUUUAAAUGUAACUUAGAUAUUGGGUUUCACUAUGUAAAGCGCUUUGAGUCACUAGAGAAAAGCGGUAUAUAAAUAUAAUUCACUCCACUUCACUUCACUAGUCUUUGGUAUGACUCGGCCAGGGUUUGAACUCCCGACCCACCAAUCUCAGGGCGGACACUAACCAAAAAAGGAGAUCUUCGCGUGUAAGUGUUUGGAAAACAACAGCUUUAAGUCAAAACUUAAAUGUCGGCGUUGCGCGACACAGGUAGUCUCUUCUCAAGGAUAGGGCUAUCACUUUGCAGGGAGGUAAUGGGUCCCCUUUUUUUCUUUCUUUUUUGCAAUUUGUUAUCCAAGACACUCAACAUAGCUGGAGUCAAAGGGUAACGAGUGACGUACAAGAAAUUCUAUUUGUACCUUAAGUACACAGUUAAGUUUUUACAACCCCGGCUAUCAUCGCGCUCAAGAUGAAUAGGAUUUCAGAGCGCGGAUGACAUCCGAGGAAUGUGCCGCAGAAACAAUUAAAACAAUUCAAGACGCUUCUCCAAGUGCGUGACUCAUUCCACUUGGCAACAAUUAAAAGAAAAACAACACACAGAGUUGGGGAGGGGGCGGGGGGAGCAAAAGCAAAGAUGCGUUGAGUCCAGGCUUGUUCGAUCGGCUCUGCGCCAACACCGACUGUUCGCUUUAGCGCCGCUAACACUGCAAAAACUGAAAUCUAAGUAAGAUGAAAUAUCUCAAAUAAGGGUGAUAUUUGCCCUUUUUCUGUCAGAUAAGAUAAUUUUUCUCACUAAGCAGAUUUUAUGCUAGAGUGUUUUACUUGUUUUAAGGGUUUUGGUCCUAAAUGAUCUCAGUAAGAUUUUGCAGCUUCUUGCUGAGAUGUUUUGACCUUCCAUCCAUCCAUCCAUCCAUCUUCUUCCGCUUAUCCGAGGUUGGGUCACGGGGGCAGCAGCCUAAGCAGGGAAGCCCAGACUUCCCUCUCCCCAGCCACUUGGUCCAGCUCUUCCUGGGAGAUCCCGAGGCGUUCCCAGGCCAGCCGGGAGACAUAGUCUUCCCAACGUGUCCUGGGUCUUCCCCGAGGCUUCCUACCGGUUGGACGUGCCCUAAACACCUCCCUAGGGAGGCGUUCGGGUGGCAUCCUGACCAGAUGCCCGAACCACCUCAUCUGGCUCCUCUCCAUGUGGAGGAGCAGCGGCUUUACUUUGAGUUCCUCCCGGAUGGCAGAGCUUCUCACCCUAUCCCUCACCCGGCGGAAGAAGCUCAUUGUACCCGUGAUCUUCUCCUUUUGGUCAUAGCCCAAAGCUCAUGACCAUGGGUGAGGACGGGGACGUACUAUCGAUCGACCGGUAAAUUGAGAGCUUUGCCUUCCGGCUCAGCUCCUUCUUCACCACAACGGAUCGAUACAGCGUCCGCAUUACUGAAUCCGCCACACCGAUCCGCCUGUCCAUCUCACCAACCACUCUUCCCUCACUCGUGAACAAGACUCCGAGGUACUUGAACUCCUCCACUUGGGGCAGGGUCUCCUCCCCAACCCGGGGACUGCACUCCACCCUUUUCAGGGCCUCGCACAACGAAUCGAUAGUGCAUCUGCAUUACUGAAGACGCCGCCUGUCGAUCUCACCAUCCACUCUUCCCUUAUUAAUGAACAAGACUCCUAGGUACCUGAACUCCUCCACCUGGGGCAGUGUCUCCUUCCCAACCUGGAGAUGGCACUCCACCCUUUCCCGGGCGAGAACCAUGGACUCGGACUUGGAGGUGCCGAUUCCUAUCCCAGUCGCUUCACACUCGGCUGCGAACUGAUCCAGUGAGAGCUGAAGAUCCUGGCCAGAUGAAGCCAUCAGGACCACAUCAUCUGCAAAAAGCAGAGACCUAAUCCUGUAGCCACCAAGCCGGAUCUCCUCAAUGCCUUGACUGCGCCUAGAAAUUCUGUCCAUAAAAGUUAUGAACAGAAUCGGUGACAAAGGACAGCCUUGGCGGAGUCCAACCCUCACUGGAAAUGUGUUCGACUUACUGCCGGCGAUGCGGACCAAGCUCUGGCACUGAUCGUACAGGGAGCGGACCGCCACAAUAAGACAGUCCGAUACCCCAUACUCUCUGAGCACUCCCCACAGGACUUCCCGAGGGACACGGUCGAAUGCCUUCUCCAAGUCCACAAAGCACAUGUAGACUGGUUGGGCAAACUCCCAUGCACCCUCAAGAACUCUGCCGAGAGUAUAGAGCCGGUCCACAGUUCUUUGUCACAGAAUUGGUGACAAAACCAAGCCUAGGCACAGUCCAACCCUCACUGGUAACGUGUCCGACUUACUGCCGGCGAUGCGGACCAAGCUCUGGCACUGAUCAUACAGGGAACGGACCGCCACAAUCAGACAGUCCGAUACCCCAUACUCUCUGAGCACUCCCCACAGGACUUCCCGAGGGACACGGUCGAAUGCCUUCUCCAAGUCCACAAAGCACAUGUAGACUGGUUGGGCAAACUCUCAUGCACCCUCAAGAACCCUGCCGAGAGUAUAGAGCCGGUCCAAAGUUCUUUGUCACAGAAUUGGUGACAAAGGCAAGCCUAGGCACAGUCCAACCCUCACUGGUAACGUGUCCGACUUACUGCCGGCGAUGCGGACCAAGCUCUGGCACUGAUCAUACAGGGAACGGACCGCCACAAUCAGACAGUCCGAUACCCCAUACUCUCUGAUCAUUCCCCACAGGACUUCCCGAGGGACACGGUCGAAUGCCUUCUCCAAGUCCACAAAGCACAUGUAGACUGGUUGGGCAAACUCCCAUGCACCCUCAAGAACCCUGCCGAGAGUAUAGAGCCGGUCCAAAGUUCUUUGUCACAGAAUUGGUGACAAAGGCAAGCCUAGGCACAGUCCAACCCUCACUGGUAACGUGUCUGACUUACUGCCGGCGAUGCGGACCAAGCUCUGACACUGAACAUACAGGGAGUGGACCGCCACAAUCAGACAGUCCGAUACCCCAUACUCUCUGAGCACUCCCCACAGGACUUCCAGAUUUACCAAAAUAUUAAUAAUAAUAUAAUUUUUCAACAUAUUGAGCAAUUUUUUUCCUACGAAGAAAAAUGCACUUGUUAUUAGUGAGAAUAUACUUAUUCGAAGUUAUUUUUGGGUUCAUUGAGGUUAGCUCAUUUGACUUGUUUCGGAAAGUCUUAACAAGCCAAAUUUUCUUGGAAGAUCCAUCCAUCCAUCCAUUUUCUACCACUUAUUCCCUUUCGGGGUCGCGGGGGGCGCUGGCGCCUAUCUCAGCUACAAUCGGGCGGAAGGCAGGGUACACCCUGGACAAGUCGCCACCUCAUCACAGGGCCAACACAGAUAGACAGACAACAUUCACACUCACAUUCACACACUAGGGCCAAUUUAGUGUUGCCAAUCAACCUAUAAUUUUGCUUAAUUCAAAUAAAAGACCUCUCAUUUUUUUCUUCUUCCUUUUGAACACUGACUUUUUGCAGCGAACACGGUUGUGUUGUCUGAAUCCACCGCACGUUCUCCUUGUAAAGUACCACUGAUAGUCUCACAUGGGCACACACUGGGUGUAGGUGAAAACUACCCUCUGCAUUUGACCCCUGGGAGGUAAGGGGAGCAGUGAGCAGCAGUGGUGGCCACGCUCGGGGAAUUCCUUCCGCAUACCCAAACCUGCAACUUCACUUUCCCUGGAUUAUAUCAUGGCGGCACUGGCAUUAGAUAACCCCGAGAAACCAGCAUGAUUAAAGCUAUACUUCAACUAACCCUAACAUGUAUGUCCUUAAUACAUACUUGCCAACGCUCCGGAAUUUUCCGGGAGACUCCCGAAAUUUCACUGCCUCUCCAGAACAACCAUUCUCCCAAAUUUCUCCCAAUUUCCAGCCGGACCUGAGUGUGUGUGUGUAUAUAUAUAUAUAUGUGUGUGUGUGUGUGUGUGUGUGUGUGUGCGUGUGUGUGUGUGUAUAUAUAUAUAUAUAUAUAUAUAUGUGUGUAUAUAUAUAUAUAUAUAUAUAUAUAUAUAUAUAUAUAUAUGGGAAUAAGCGGUAGA
This is a messenger RNA of Nerophis ophidion (straightnose pipefish), 8402 nucleotides long. RefSeq names its product neurturin. The transcript has 3 exons. The coding region runs from base 359 to 1063 and encodes 234 amino acids. The record is from RefSeq and is a predicted model, not a curated record. Lineage: Eukaryota; Metazoa; Chordata; Actinopteri; Syngnathiformes; Syngnathidae. Gene Ontology annotation, molecular function: glial cell-derived neurotrophic factor receptor binding; growth factor activity; receptor tyrosine kinase binding.